This is a messenger RNA of Magnolia sinica, 3127 nucleotides long. RefSeq lists its product as uncharacterized. The record is from RefSeq and is a predicted model, not a curated record. Gene Ontology annotation, cellular component: nucleus. Bases 175 to 2457 code for a protein of 760 amino acids. Gene Ontology annotation, molecular function: mRNA binding. The transcript is spliced from 11 exons. NCBI's taxonomy places the organism in Eukaryota, Viridiplantae, Streptophyta, Magnoliopsida, Magnoliales, Magnoliaceae.
AAGUGGGCCCGCUUUCACAAACCGGAAAUUCGAGCCUGCUAUAAAACGCCUCGGCCGGAGCGUCGUAUACUUAUAAUUACCUCAUCACCUCUAGGGCUUCUCAAUCUCAAUUGCUUUUCAUUCUUCAGUUGCGGAGGUUUUAGCUUCUCUCUCCGUCUCUCUUCAAGAAUCAAGAUGCCGCCGCGAGCUGUAAGGAGACCCUCCACAGCACCGGCGCUGAAGAAAAAGGCACCUCCCAAAACAGCUCCCGUCGAUAUGAAAGAAGAAGAAGUAGAGGAAGAUCGCAAACACCUUGAGACAACCGAAAGGAAGAAAGUCGUGUCCCUUCCUUCCCUCAACGAAUUACCACGAGAUCUCUCACCACCUCCCAAAGAUGAAAAUGAGUACGCCGCCCCCCUCGAUCACGAGAUCGACAGAUCUGAGCGGUUAGAUCUUGACGAUAACGAUCCUCAGUCGGAACCGGAAGACUAUGCUGCCGCCGAACGUAAUGACGGGCGGGGUGAGCAGCACGAGUACAUGGAAGACGAGGAAGAAGAUGACGGUCAUGAUGCUGCUGCUGACUUGGAGGAUGAUGAGAUGGAAGGGGAGGAGGAGGGAGACGGCGAGGGCGAUGGGCAUAAUGGGGAGGAGGAGGAGCACCAUGAGAUCGUGCAGGAGCGCCGGAAGCGGAAGGAGUUUGAGAUUUUUGUUGGGGGAUUGGACCGGGACGCGACAGAGGAGGACCUGAGGAAGGUAUUUAGCGAGGUCGGGGAGGUCACGGAAGUGAGGUUGAUGAAGAACCCUUCGACGCAGAAGAACAAGGGGUUUGCGUUCUUGCGAUUUGCAAAGGUUGAGCAGGCUAGGCGCGCCCUCAACGAGCUUAAGCAUCCGACGGUUAAUGGUAAGCAAUGUGGAGUGGCUCCGAGUCAGGACAGUGACACGCUUUUCGUUGGCAACAUAUGCAAGACAUGGACGAAAGAGAUUCUGAAGGAAAAGCUUGUGAAGUAUGGUGUUGACAAAUAUGAAGAUUUAACUUUGGUUGAUGAUAUGAAAAAUGAGGGGAUGAAUCGUGGAUUUGCUUUCAUAGACUUCUCUUCCCGCUCAGAUGCAUUGGAUGCGUGCAAGCGGUUGCAAAGGAGGGAUGUUGUCUUUGGUACUGAUCGGUCCGCGAAGGUUGCUUUUGCGGACACUUUUAUUGAACCAGAUGAUGAAAUUAUGGCACAGGUCAAGACAGUAUUUGUUGAUGGUUUACCUGCUUCUUGGGAUGAGGACCGUGUUAAAGAUACUCUUAGAAAGUUUGGCAAAAUUGAAAAGGUUGAACUUGCACGCAAUAUGCCAGCUGCUAAGAGGACAGACUUUGGUUUCAUAACCUUUGAUACUCAUGAUGCGGCUGUGGCUUGUGUGGAAGGUAUUAACAACACUGAACUUGGCGAUGGUGAUAAGAAGGUAAAGGUCAGGGCAAGGUUGUCAAGGCCACGUCAGAGAGGCAGGCUGGGGAAAUAUGCUCGAGGAGGUUAUUCAAUUGGGCAUAGUGGUAGUCGAGGUGGUAGGUCUUCCUGGGGUCUCGGUAUGCCUCACAUGGAUACUUGGAGGCUUGCAGGACGCAGUGGACGAGACACUCAAGACCACAGCACAUAUACUACAGGCUUGAAGCGGCCGCUUGGUCUCAGGGACAGACAUGCAGUUGUGGAUGAAGUUCCUGAAAGGCUUGGGAGUAGACGGCGUUUGCCACCUGUGGAGAGAUCCUUGGGUCGGAGGUCUCCUGUUCCAGCUUACGGCAAGGUGAGCUCAAAGAGGGAUUAUGUUCGUCAUGAAGAACCUUUUCCUAGGUCUUCUGAUUUUGCAGCUAGAGCUGUUAGCGGAAGGCGCUCAUCUUAUCAAGAUGCUUAUCCUACUCGUGCAUCAGAGUACCUGGAAAGUCCACCUAGGAGCAGUUCUCGCAGUGCUGCUCGUAGACUGCCUCCUUAUGAGGAAGAAAGCUAUGGCAGGCGUAUGGAGAGACCCACAAGUUAUCGGGAUGGACACAGCCGUGAUUAUAGUUCUAUUUCUGGCACAAAGCGCCCUCGUUCUGCUGUGGAUGAUGAUCUUCCCACUCGGUAUGUCGUUUCUACGAGUAGACAGUCAAGAGCACGCUAUGAGUACAGUGGCAGUGGAGCUACCUUGCACUAUGGUGAAAGUGCUUAUUAUGGAAAUGAGCCAACGAGGCUUGGUCGGAGUUCUCAUAUAGGAUAUGAUGGGGGCAGUCGGAGUUCUGCAGGACAUUCUCAUGGGAUGUAUGAGACUAGCACAUCGAGCAUGGGGUACAGCCGCGGUGCUGCAAGCAGGGGCGACAGUGGGGGGAUGUACUCCAGCUAUGGGAGGGAUUAUGAGCAUGGUGGAGAUGAUUUGGGUGGUGGUGGUUCUUACUCAUCCCUCUACUCUAGUCGUGGCUUGAGUGAUGGCUAUUUAAGUGGAAGGGGAUCAGGCUCAUACUAUUAAGGCGGAGUUUUGCCUGUGGUUUCUUCAAAGCUAUUACCUUCGAAGCGAGCUUCAGAUAGGACGAGUUGAGACCCCUGAAAUGAGUUUGUGAUUUAGAAUUCUUCUGGAGGAUGUUUUAUUUACGGCAGUGCCUGGCUGAAGUGCCUGCUUCUAUUUAUCACAACACUUUCUUUGUGAAUGGAUGGGACUGCAUAUGACACAGUUGUAGGUGUAGAUAACUUGAAGACUACUUGAAAAGAUUAUUGGCUCGAUAUUCAUCUUCUGUAGUAUUGAAUCCGAGUUCUUCUGGAAUUUUGGAGUCAUACUAUAUUGUACUCUGAGGAUAAAUGAUGAGGGGGAUAGCUUUCUAGGAGCAGAGAAAGAUGGUCUGACCAUUUGAUUCACAUGGUGUCUGAACAGGGGAAGCUUAUCUCAUUAUACAUGAAAUAUUGAUGUGAUUCAUAGAUCUGUUUGAACAAAGUUUGAUGGAUGCAAGUACUUUGUGGCUGCAAUCAAGUUGAACUGUUCCAUGGAUCGUCACGGUUUGGCCUUUUGAUCUGCUCUUUACAGCAGGGGUGCUAUUUGGUGUUUCAAGUUAGUAUAAACAUUGAAGUGGGAAUAUAACAUACUUCUAAACAUAUGGAAAACUAUCUAGUAUGAUUCUAUCUGAAAUGGAAAUGAUUCCGGCUCA